Cuscuta campestris is the source of this 1688-nucleotide messenger RNA. Lineage: Eukaryota; Viridiplantae; Streptophyta; Magnoliopsida; Solanales; Convolvulaceae. The record is from the annotation of a GenBank genome assembly.
UUCACCUCCCGCUGGCAAGUUCUCCGGUCAAAGCUUGCCGCGAUCAAGUCUCUGAUCUCUGAGAUUUCCAAUUCUCCGCACUGGUCGGAUAAUGCCCUCCUCCCGAUGCUUCUUCCCGAUCUCCAUUCCACUCUCGUCCGGGUACGAACUCUCUGUUUACAGUGCUCCGACCCUUCGUUUGUCCCCGGAAAGCUUCUGAUGCAGUCGGACCUCGACAUGGCCGCCGGUUGGUUAUCCAGGCAGAUUAACCAGCUCGAUGUCCUCUGCCGCUCCGGCGUCCUCCACCAGUCCACCGCAAUCGUCCUUUCCCACCCCUCCUCCGCCUCGACGCGGGAGGACUUAGUCCUGUUCAUCCGGGACAUCUUCACUCGCAUCCAGAUCGGCGGCGUCGAGUUCCAGAGGAAGGCGUUGGAGUCGCUCGUCCAGCUUCUCGCCGAGGAGGACAAGUCUGCGCCGCUGGUGGCCAAAGAGGGACAUAUCGCGUGUUUAAUUAAUCUUCUCGACCUCAACGCCGAUCUCGCCACUCGCGAGCUGGCUGUCAUCGCCGUCGCGGCGCUGGUUUCCGCCAGCUAUCUGGCGAGCAAGUGCGUGUUUGAAGAGGGCGGGCUGGGGCCGCUACUGAAGGUGAUCGAGUCUGGUUCGAUCGCCGCGAAAGAGAAGGCCGCCAUGGCGGUGGAAUGCAUCACGAGUGAUCCCGAAAACGCCUGGGCGAUCUCUGCAUACGGCGGCGUCCCUGCCCUGAUCGAUCUCUGUAAAUCCGGAUCAAUUUCGGCCCAAAUCCAUGGAGUCGGGUCAAUUCGGAACGUAUCAAUCAACGAAGACGUUCGGAUCGCACUAGCAGAAGAAGGUGCGAUUCCCGUUUUGCUUCAAUUACUGCUCUCCGGCCAUUCCUCCGCCGAAGAAAAGGCGGCGAACUGUCUGGCGAUCAUGGCUUCUUCCGGGAAAUACCACCGCGAUUUGUUACUCGAGGAAAAUGCGCUACAGAGAUUGCUUCAAUUUCUGCUCCACGAAUCUUCCAGCUCGAAUUCAUCGCACCAUAUUUUGCAGGCGAUUCAAUCACUCUCCGCUUACGAUUCAGCAUCAAAACAAUAUCUCUCUUCCUCCUCCGCUUUCAUUACCAAACUAGCAGAGCUUUUGAUGCACGGAAACACCAUGACGCAGUACACCGGUGCUUCAUUGCUCUCCGAUUUGGAGAUCAGAGAGAGCGACAAGAGGGCGAUUUCCGGGUGUAUGGGAAAACUGGUGAAAUUAAUGGCGUCGGCGAAGCCGGAGGGGAUGCAGGAGGCGGCCGGAAAUGCAUUGGUUUCCCUGUUGACUGUGAAGUCCAACCGGAGGGGUUUUGUGAGGGAUGAGAAGAAUCUGAUGAAGCUCUCGCAGAUGUUGGAUCCGAAGAACGAUUCGGUCUCGAAGAAGUUUCCGGUGGCGGUGGUAAUGGCAAUCAUGGCAGGGUGGUGGAGUAAGGGCUGCCGUCGGCUGCUUGUGGCCGCCGGAGUUAAUGUCCAUUUGCGGAGUCUCUCCCAGAUGCAGGUUGUUGGGGCCAAAAAGGCAUUACAGAAACUCUCGGGGAGCCGGUUUAAAAACUUAAUUACCUGCGCUUGGAUGCAGGAAUAAAGAUUAAUAAUUGGAGCCUUACUCACGAAGAGUUGUUGUUCUUGAACCAAGUUUCUCGGACUCAAGUUUGACCCGAA